Molecule: messenger RNA, 513 nt
Organism: Hydra vulgaris (swiftwater hydra)
Lineage: Eukaryota; Metazoa; Cnidaria; Hydrozoa; Anthoathecata; Hydridae
Source: RefSeq, a predicted model, not a curated record
AUGCUAGUGGAUGCUGCUGAAAUUGCUAAGGAUUUGGAGAUACCACCAACCUUUGAGGCAGAACCACGAUUACGGCGGAGAAAAAAGCAAUUUGCAUAUGAAGCUGAAGAUGAGCCUGUGCAAGAUCCAAAACAAAAUUUCAAAGUGAAUUUUUUCUUUGCUAUACUUGACACAGCAAUAAGGUCGGUUGAAGAAAGGUUUGAACAAAUGAGAACAAUUGAAUCUGUAUUUGGUUUCUUAUAUCAUAUUCAUGGUCUACAGAGUAAAACUUCACAAGAAAUAUUGGAAUGUUGCAUGAAACUAGAAUCUGCUUUACAACAUGGUGAUAACAGAGAUUUAGUUGCAUCAGAUUUGUGUGGCGAACUACAGUCUAUUGCACGACGACUUUCUGAAGAAACAAAGUCUCCUCAAGAUGUUUUUUCGAUUUAUUCUUUGCCAAAACUUGGAAGACAGUCUACCCAACCUUUAUAUUGCUCUUCGUAUUUUGCUGACAUUACCUGUUUCUGUCGCUAG